AUGAACCAACCUUCCACUUCCGUCGGUAUACAAGGAGUUCUAAGGACGUCCCGUGGUGAUUCUGUGGGACGUCUAAGUGGUUGUAUUAGCAUGCAGGCAGCUGAGGCAUAUAUGUGCGGUGCGCUAGUCCGUGAUAGGCAGCCUAGGGCCAACACCUCCCCUCGGACUAGUAGCCGUACAGAUAUCUAUCUAUCUAUCUAG
Messenger RNA from Histoplasma capsulatum G186AR, 201 nucleotides. RefSeq lists its product as uncharacterized. Lineage: Eukaryota; Fungi; Ascomycota; Eurotiomycetes; Onygenales; Ajellomycetaceae. The transcript has 2 exons. The record is from RefSeq and is a predicted model, not a curated record. The coding region runs from base 1 to 201 and encodes 66 amino acids.